Molecule: messenger RNA, 5657 nt
Organism: Phalacrocorax carbo (great cormorant)
Lineage: Eukaryota; Metazoa; Chordata; Aves; Suliformes; Phalacrocoracidae
Source: RefSeq, a predicted model, not a curated record
AUGGGUGGAGAUGAUCAGCCCAUGCAUUCCAGCUAGUGCAGUCCAGGCAGCAAUGACAGCCUGAAGGUUGCAGCAGCAUCCGGAUCUGCAUUCCAAGUGCACAGAUCUUACAGUCUGGAGUGAUUUUACGUGGAGCUGCUCUUUAUUUGCUGAGCCAUGGCCAGUAACCAGGCCAGCCUGCAGGAUGAUCAGAGCAGGCACUGCAAGUUCUUAUCCUAUAUGUUCUACCAGGCUGUGAGAGAUCACAAGCCUGUGUGGAUGCUGGAAGACAUGAGAACUAUGGAGUAUUUUUACUGGGAGGAAAAUGCCAGCCUAAGAACCUACUCACCUUCAGAAGCCCUUCUCUAUGCAGUGGUGCAUAACCACCUGCCUUAUGCUCAGUAUCUGCUGUCUCAUUUUCCAGAGGAGGCUCUCAAGGUGCCUGGGGAACACUUCUGCUAUUGCCCGUCCUCUGCUCCGCAUUUGGCCAUGGCGGUCACAUAUGACAGGAGAGAUAUCUUGGGGCUGAUCAUCAAAAUUGCACACAAGCUCCCCAGCUUGAACUCUUACAUCAAUAGGACUGGCUGCUUUCAUCUGGAAGAUGGGAAAACCCCCCUGCACCUUGCCUGCGAACUGCUGAGGUCAGAGACGGUCCUCAUCCUCCUCGGAAACGGAGCUUCUCCCAGGAUAGAGGACAGUAAAGGGCUUACCCCGCUGGACGUCAUCCUGGAGCAGAUGUGGGACUCCAAAGUCAAUGUGGCAUCAAAGAAGCUCUGCCUCGACUACCUCUUGCUUUUCAUGCCCAACCCACAGUUUAAGAUGCGGAAAGUUCUGCAGGAGCAUCCGGACCACUGGACAGCUUUGCUGGGGGAAGACAAAUUCAACAGCCUGGUGGGGAACACACCUGCUUCUUUAUAUCUGCAAGCUAUGCAAACUAUUCUCCAGACUCUUCCCCCCUCCCACUUCCCUAAAAGCAUCCAGGAGCUACCUAUACCUCAGGCACUAAAGCCCUUACCAUCCUAUGGCAAAAAGCUACCAACAAAAAAUGUGGUAAAUGUUUUUCCUUGACUUUAUUCACUGGGUCUUGGAUUUUCAAAGGCAACUUAGGGGAUCUGGUCAUCCACCACCCUCUGCAUUUUAGUGUGAUUUUAGUACUUGACCUAUUAGGCUAUGCUGGAAAAUCCAGUAUUUUGUGACAAGGUUUUAAAUGUCUUUUCUAAUUGAUUGCAGGCACGGCACUUUUAAAGGCAAAAGCCUUCCUUGUUUUCUGUUUUGUUGUGCAUGUGAAGGGUUAACUGUAGUCGAGACUGUGUUAUGUUUGGUUUCUUAGCUGUCAGCUGGUAUCAGUGUAUCUGAAUUCCCAAUAUAACUGUAUCCUGUGUAACCUACCCAGGUAAAAAGGAACUAUGUGCCCAGAGGGAUUUUCGAAUGAUGUAUCUAUGGGACUGUGUUCUGCUAGAGCUGGGAGAAACACCGUCCUGUACCAACAGGGUUCAGAUGUCAGGUUUCCUUUCUAACAAUGAUCCACCAUCAUCUAGUAAUAGCCAGAAGGUCCAUGGCUGAUGCUGCAGGGGCGUAGAGGCAGUCCUGCAGGGUACCUGAUUUUACUGAGGUACUUUACAGCAGGUCAUAGCACAGAGGGUGUGAGUUCAGAGAGGGGCAGUGAGUGUGUAUUCCUGGGGAGGGGAGAUAGAGGUGGGCAGAAUGGCUAACUGAAAGCAUCCUAUCUCACCUGGGAGUGAGGGGGUUAAAGGCAAUCCCAGCCCUGAUGCCUCUACAGACUUGUGCAAUGGGGAAGGAACCAUUUUCCCUGCCGUCCAGUAAACAAAUGGAAAUCAGAGCAGGGCCAGUGGAAGCCCUAUCCUUCAUAAGUGACAUUAUUUCUCCUUGACUUGUGUUUUAGGGCUGAAUGUAUCUCCACAAGGGAUGUAGCACACUAACUUGAUUUCCCAGCAGGUCUCACAGCGACUGGCACCUGCUAGUUAUCCUAUGCUGGGGUAUGAUGUUCUGCUGUUAAAAGUUGUCACUUCUUGUCAAUUAGAGUAUUUUUGCCACCCAGGUCCAGACAGAGGGCCUGAUCCUGGAAAAUACAAGAAGUUCCCGUUGACUCCCCUGGGCACUGCAGGCAGGGUGUGUUUGCAAAGAGCAGGGCUGGGGCUGCCCUGCUCUCUGGGGAGCUCUGCGCCUGGCUGCCCAGGCAGAGCCCUGUCUGUUCAAGGCACUGGUCCUGCCUCUCCCGGCUGUGCUCAGCACCAACAGAGCAGUGGCAGGAUCCCAAUUCCCUUUGGGGGACAUCCCUUAUUUUGGACCUCAACAUUCUCUUUUUGUACGUGCAACUUUCCGCUCUGCUGAAGUAGCAUAACCCACUUCCCCAGAUCAGUACUGAACAGCAGUGAAGAAAUCACUCACCUCUUCAAAUUUAGAGCCAAAGGCUGUGGGGCACAAAACCCUUUUAGCAAGACUCUGUCUAAGAAAGGACGUGCAUUCACAUCUCAAUUGCUCCAUGCAAAAAUGGCUCAUGUCUCAUCUGGCUAAUCCCCUGCCUGUGCCAAGGGGCUGUGCUGGAUGGAGCUGCACCCUUUUUUCCAUCAGCACAGGGAGCACUUCCGCUGGGUUCCCCUGUGUGCAGGGUACCUCCCGUGUGCCAGGGCACUGGCGAUGCCAGCCAUGGCUAAGUGGAGAUUUCCUGCAGGGCUGCACAACCUGCCGGGCACAGCCAACUGGAACAUCCUGUCAGAGACACUGGGAUGCUCGUCCCAGACAGCCCUUCCCGCAUGCCAUGGAAACACCCCGGUGCUGGUGCCACCCAUGCUGCGCUAGGUGAAGGUGCAGACUUGCUUGUGAGAUGGAGAAAAUGUCAGCCCAGCCCUAAAAGAGGCAAGCAGGCCAUGAAGGGGUUAACCCUUCUCCUGAAAUCCCACAUCCCUGAUGCUGCAGUGUCCUUCCACCAUUGCUCCUGGGGACUUGCAUAUCUUUCCCCAUCUGUGUCUGUUCCUCCUUGUGCAUGGGGGAGGGCGUGAACGGUGGCAGAGAAAUUCAGGGUCAGUCUUGGGCGAGGGUUUUGCAGAGAGGCUGCUGGCUCGGCAGCCUCUGCAGCAGGCACAGGCUGUCACAGCUUGGGAAGCAAAGCAGAGCCCAAGGGAGAUUUGCAUUGUAAGCGGUGGCUGAGCUGUCUCUGCCAAGCCCUGCAGGCUCCCAGAAAUGCGGAGCUGUAGGCAGAGGACAAAGCAGGCACUCACUGCCCAAGGCAGAUGAGAGAAACUAUGCAGAGCACAGCCUCUGUGGCACCCCUGGAGUCCGGAGGAGCAGGGUUGGAUUUGUCCUCAGCAGCAAUGCGGUAUCUCAUCCGGAUGACGGUGGGUGAGAGGCGGAGGGGGCUGGUGGUGGAUAUUAUUAGAAUAGUAAUUAGGCCCUGGGAGCAGAGAUCCCAGGGAAGGAGGGAAGGGAAAUCAUCAACUGUUAUUGCACUGGCUUGAAACCAUGAGAGUUUCGGUGCUAUAAAGAGUUUCAGGAAAGGCAGGAGAGAGGAUGAGGCUGUUCAACUUACAAAUCAAAGAAGGCAGGUAGGCAUUCUUGGCGUUAAUGAGGUAGCACGUUCUAAGAAGGCAGAGGGAUAUACCCAGAGAGCCAGAGCAACCUACUGGGUGCAAGUGGGUCUAAAAUGGUGUAGGAAUCUCUUGUCGGACUGUAAUAGUUGUGGAUCAUUGUGAAGGUCAGGGUUCAGGCACUUUAGGCUCGAUGGGUGGAUUUGUAGCAGGCAGCAGGAUGCUUGUAUGCAUGCAUUUGUCCAUGUGGGAGGCUAUCCUCUAUACACCAGCCCAGACAGAGGAUAAGAGCUGCGCUCUCAGCAACUGCUCAAGGAACUCAAAAUCUGGAGUAUAUAUGAGUCUCGUACCACAUCCUGGAAGAAAGCUGCUGGCCCACUGUUGGACAACGUGCAAAAACUCUGGUGUGCUUGGCCCAGCGCGCAACAGGCAGCUGCCUGCACUGCAAGGAUCACCCCACAGCCCUCUCCUUCCUCCUUUUUCUGACCAUUUUAACAAGAGAUCAAGCACCAGCUGGCCCUCAGCUGUUGAGCUGCCAUCUGACCUCCAUGUGUGACAUCUCUUUCCAUCACCUGUAGCGAUGUGACUGCAGGAUGGGGCAUCCUUCUGCUGGAGUGGAGGAAUCUUCUCCCUAAACCUGUUUUGCUUAUCUUGCAGUGACCUGCCUGUUAGCUUAAGAUCCCAUUUGUCUUCCUGCUCAGUACAGUGACAUUACAUCAGAUACAGCCAAAUCUACCUCAGCCCCAUCUGUUUUGAUUUUUUUUCUCCAUUUUUUCCUAGCCAGGUCAUUAGCAAAAAUAAACUCAAAAUAUUUUCCACACUUCCUGCAACCUGACAGUUGGUAGUCUUGAAAAGCCCCUAUGCUUGCAUGACAAAUAUGUUAGUGACUUGGUUAAUCAAAAAGGGUGCUAGGUGCUGUGUGGUGAUAUUUACAUUUAGCAUACGUACAUACUGAGUAAGUGUAGCCAAGAUCUCUAUUUCUGAACUUGGGAAAGAGAAUAAAAGCAAGAGAGAAAAGGGAGAGGGCGAAGUCUUUGCUAAUCUUUGGAUUACCGGUUGGCUCUGCAGGUUACGUCUUUCUAAUUUCAAUUUUGAGGAGUAGCAUUGUAAGGAUCUGAGGUGUGUGCGCACGUGUGACUUCAGUUGCGAUGUAUCACUUCAGUGAGCACUGGGGGUGACUGUGGUGUGUGCGUGUGCACCUGUGUGUGUAAAUGUGUGGGCCCGCGUGUGCACAUGCGUGUCUGUGUCUCUGUCUGCCCUCUCCUGGUAAAACUCGUAACUGACUUACCGUACUUGUACACAUCAGUGAUCAAUGCCUUAAGAAAGCAGCCUUUUCACGAGAUAAGUGUGUGUCCCAAGCUCUGUGCUGCUAACAGGUAACGACAUUUCUUUUCUCUUGUAAAGAGGCAGCAGCUUUGCUCUUGAAAUGGGUGUUUUACCCCUGGACACCUACCACAAGGGCUUCUGCUCUCCAACAGCCACAACCAUCCAGCGAAGGGAUUGUGACAGCAGACACAUUUUAUUCUUGAAUCCUUUUUUUUUUUAAUAAAAUCUAUUAAACAUACAUCUUUGUCCUUCUUUUAUCUGGGCUGCCAGCAAAAUUCAGCCACCUAUGACUUCCUAACCCUAUGCUUCUGUCUAUUUCUGCAGCACCAUUAGCAGGAAGGACAGGCCAGAUUCUGACCUCACUUACAGCUCUGUACAUCUGAAGUAACGCUUUUUAAGUCAAUUGCAUCACUCCUGAUGUUUGUUGGUCUAAAGGAAAACAGAAACUGUUUAUGCUCUUAUAUUCUUCAAGGCUCCAUAACUCUGACUUCAGCAUAUAAAUAAAUGUGACGCUUAAUCCCUGAAAACGUUUUUUAUGUUUUUGGUACUUUGAAUGUAUAUAGAUAUAUAUUUUCCAUCUCUCUAACACCGAUGGGCAUUUCCCUGUUUCCAGUUCCCUUGGUGUUUUUUGGGAUCAGCAUGACAGUGGCAGAUGCUGUUGUUCACUGAUUAAGACCAAAUGUUGCCAUGUCUAAGUACAAAUGAAUGUUCAUUGUAUUAUAUGACUUUCUUAUAAAGCCAUACUUUUGUAAUUUUGGUUUCUCUUUUUUAGGGGAAAAAAUAAACUUCCAUAUAAUUGUGUUUGUA